UCAUCUCCCUGAGUUGAGGACAUCCUUAAAAAACUUGAAAGUUUUAAUCGUGCAUAACUGUGAGAAAUUAAGAUUUAUCUUCUCAUCAUCGAUAGCCAGAGGCCUUUCACUACUUGAAGAAUUGAAGAUAAGAAGAUGCAACAACGUGGGAGCAAUAUUCGUGAAAGAAGAAGAAGACGGAAUAGAAGAGGUGUUCUGUCGACUGCAAACCUUGGUGCUAAUGGAUCUUCCAAAGCUCAUGAGCUUCUUAAGCACAAGAGAAACCAAUUCGAAAGGCAACGACCAUGAUCUUCAGGUGCCGCUUCUACAUCAUCAGCUUUCCUUUCCUAGUUUGAAAACCCUGCAGCUGGCAGGUCUGCCCAAAAUAAAGCAUGUUUGGAGUAAAGAGAUCUUCAGGUUUCCAGAUCUAUUUAAUUUACAUGUUGCCAAAUGUGAGAAUUUGAAAAGUUUGUUUCCAGCAGCCACAGUGGCUACAAGUCUAACACAAUUAAAGUCUCUCAAGAUAAGAGAUUGUGGGGUACUGGAGGAAAUUGUCCAGAGAGAAGACGGGACGGAUCCAACAACGAGGAUUUUAUUCACUAGCCUAACUUCGCUAAGCCUUGAUGGGUUGCCAAAACUCAAGUGGUUUUUCCAAGGGGUGCGUACUUUGGAAUCGUCGUCAUCUAAGGAAUUACAUGAGCAGGGAGGCACACUUUUCGGGGUUAAUGAGGUUGGCUUCCCAAGUUUGAAACUUUUGGAUCUGUAUGGUCUACCCAAAAUAAAGCAUGUAUGGAGUAAAGACUCUCAAACAAUUCCCAGCUUUCAAAAUCUACAAGUAAUAAUUGUUGGGAAAUGUGUGAGUCUGAAAAGUUUGUUUCCAGCCUCGAUUGUUAGAUGUCUCGAGCAAUUGGAGAAAAUUAAGAUUUAUGACUGUGGGGUGGAGGAAAUUGUUGCAGCUGAAGAAGGAGAAGCAGUAGAAAUGACGUUGGUGUUCCCUCAAGUAACUUCUCUAUGUCUUGAAAAUUUAGAGAGACUCGAGGGAGUGCAUGAUUCAAAAUGGUCGAUGCUGAAAGAGAUGCGGAUUCUUGAAUGCGAGAAAGUUAAGCUCUUAUUCCCGAGCUUGGUGAUGGAUAAGUUGGAAAUUAUGAGCCGGAAUGUCACUAUUCAAAAAUUGUGGGGUUCUUGUUAUGCAAGGUGUUUGCAUGCCAUGGAAUCUUAUCGGCUUAGAAGUGAUUUAAUGAAAAAUUACAUAUUAUGGAAUGAUAAGAAGAUGUUUACACGCCAAAUCGUGAGGAGUAUUAAGGCUCACCAUCAAUCUGCUCCAGCGAAUUCCACCUCAGAGCAGGAUUCUAACAAACACGACUCCAAGGCAGCAGAUGCACUAACAAACUCUGCACAAAGGAAUAUUGCAGAUGAUUCUAGAAGGCUCGUACAGUGCUGAGGUGUCAAUCAUGAGUGUGUAAUAUUGGUUGAGAA
Molecule: messenger RNA, 1455 nt
Organism: Juglans microcarpa x Juglans regia
Lineage: Eukaryota; Viridiplantae; Streptophyta; Magnoliopsida; Fagales; Juglandaceae
Exons: 4
Coding region: 221-1420 (399 amino acids)
Source: RefSeq, a predicted model, not a curated record